This is a messenger RNA of Phalacrocorax carbo (great cormorant), 1937 nucleotides long. The record is from RefSeq and is a predicted model, not a curated record. NCBI's taxonomy places the organism in Eukaryota, Metazoa, Chordata, Aves, Suliformes, Phalacrocoracidae.
GCUGUGGCGAAUCUGCCGCGGCGGAGGUGUCGGUAACGGGGCCGGCAGGCAGCGCGGCGGCCGCGGGGGGCUCCGCGGGGAGGCGGCCUGGAGGCGGCCGUAGGGCGGUGAGGGCCGGGUGGGCGCCGGGCGGGGGUCCGGAGGGGUGGUUCGGCUACCCCUCGGCCCACCGGGUCCGAGUACGGUCUCCGCCAUCCCCGGUGUAGGACGCGGCCGGGCCGGCGGUGACUAGGGAGGGUCCCCGAGGGCGGGAAGCGGGGUGCUGUGGGGCCCAGCCCCAUCCCUGACAGCACCGGGCCGGGCUGUCGGGGCCCCGCCAACCCCGCUCCGACCCCCGCACUUUUAAAAGCAGGUACAAAAAAGUAAAAGGAUUUGUAUAACCUCAACGGUAACGGAGUCUGACUGGUAAAAACCCACCCCGCGUCCCCUUUCUGUUUGGUUUAUGCAUGUGGAGGCUCUGGGGAGAGCGAGGGGCCCCAGAGGAACUCCCCAGCCGUUAGCCAUGGCUGUACCUAUUGCAGUUCUUGACUGUGACCUCUUGCUCUACGGCCGCGGACACAGGACUUUGGAUCGCUUCAAGCUGGAGGAUGUCACGGAUGAGUAUCUAGUAUCCACGUACGGCUUUCCCCGAGAGUUCAUUUACUACUUGGUGGAUCUCCUGGGAGCCAGUCUCUCCCGCCCUACGCAGCGGUCCAGGGCCAUCAGUCCCGAGACACAGAUACUCGCCGCCCUGGGUUUCUAUACCUCUGGCUCCUUCCAGACCCGUAUGGGGGAUGCUAUGGGCAUCAGUCAAGCCUCCAUGAGCCGCUGCGUCACCAAUGUAACUGAGGCAUUGGUAGAAAGGGCCUCACAGUUUAUUCACUUUCCUGAGGAUGAGCUUACUGUUCAGAGCCUGAAGGAUGACUUUUAUGGGUUGGCAGGCAUGCCAGGAGUGCUGGGGGUGGUCGACUGCACCCACGUGGCAAUCAAAGCGCCAAAUGCUGAGGACCUGUCCUACGUGAACCGAAAGGGUCUCCAUUCCCUGAACUGCCUGAUGGUGUGUAAUGCCAGAGGAGUCCUCCUGAGUGCAGAAACGCACUGGCCAGGCAGCCUGCCCGACUGCACGGUGUUACAGCAGGCAGCCCUGACGAGCCAAUUUGAAGCUGAGCUACAUAGAGAUGGCUGGCUACUUGGUGACAGCUCCUUCUCUCUCCGAACGUGGUUGAUGACCCCUCUGCAUAUCCCUGAGACACCUGCAGAGUAUCGUUACAACAUGGCGCAUUCUGCCACUCACAAUGUCAUCGAGCGGACAUUCAGAACCAUUCGGUCGCGUUUCCGCUGCCUGGAUGGGUCCAAAGGCACCCUGCAGUAUUCUCCGGAGAAAUCCAGCCACAUCAUUCUGGCCUGCUGCGUGCUCCAUAACAUCUCCCUGGAGCAUGGGCUGGACGUGUGGUCUUCCCCGGCCGCGGGACACAUGGAACAACUGGAAGAAGAGUAUGAGCAGAUGGAAUCAAUGGACUCAGAAGCGUGUCGUAUUCGUCAGGAGCUUUUACUUACUCAUUUUAGCUAAUGUUGUGACAGAGGAAAGAUACACAGAGGAAACAUGCCCUUUCCUUUCCUUUAAGCUUGAAAGGACUAAGCAGACAUGAGAUGAGGAGAAAUUUUACUCUCUUCACUUCGGGCAGUAUUCUGAACUUCUCUCCAUCUCUCCAGAGAUGCAAUUUCAUUGCCAAAUUUUUACUGUUGUCAUGCUUAUAGACUCCCCUUUCAUCUGAUUUAGACAGCAAUGACUAAUGUGAGAUCGGUGGAGAAACUUGGGAAAUUGCCUUUAAUAAUUGUGAGAGAACUGUAAGCCUCACAGUAUUUUACAAAGCAACAAUUCUAUGCCACUUUGUAACCCAAAACAUUAAGGAUUGAUUUUUAAACAGUAUUUCAUGCAAAUUAAAAUUCCGUGCGGA